Messenger RNA from Propithecus coquereli (Coquerel's sifaka), 2961 nucleotides. RefSeq names its product phosphatase domain containing, paladin 1 (gene PALD1). The transcript has 20 exons. Lineage: Eukaryota; Metazoa; Chordata; Mammalia; Primates; Indriidae. The coding region runs from base 158 to 2728 and encodes 856 amino acids. The record is from RefSeq and is a predicted model, not a curated record.
AAGUUGGGAGGAGCGAGCCGGAGCCCGCGCCGGGCGCGCCCCGCCGCUGCCCGCCUCGGCGCCCGCAGUCCGGGCGCAGCGCGCCAGCCGCCGGAGCACGAAUGCCCCCCGGAGCCGCGGGCUGGCAGGUCUUGGGUCCUGAGGCUGCCGGCGGACUAUGGGUACAACAGCCAGCACAGCCCAGCAGACGGUCUCUGCGGGCGGCUCCUUUGAGGGCCUCCAGGGCGGCGGCACGAUGGACAGCCGGCACUCGCUCAGCGUCCACUCCUUCCAGACCACAAGCUUGCACAACAGCAAGGCCAAGUCCAUCAUCCCCAACAAGGUGGCCCCCGUGGUGAUCACGUACAACUGCAAGGAGGAGUUCCAGAUCCAUGACGAGCUGCUCAAGGCCCAUUACACCCUGGGCCGGCUCUCGGAUGUCACCCCUGAGCACUACCUGGUGCAGGGCCGCUACUUCCUGGUGCGGGACAUUACUGAGAAGAUGGACGUGCUGGGCACCACGGGGAGCUGUGGGGCCCCCAAUUUCCGGCAAGCGCGGGGCGGGCUCGCUGUGUUUGGCAUGGGACAACCCAGCCUCCUGGGGUUCAGGCGGGUCCUCCAGAAACUCCAGAAGGAUGGAUAUAAGGAGUGCGUCAUCUUCUGUGUGCGGGAGGAGCCCGUGCUGUUCCUGCGUGCUGACGAGGACUUUGUGUCCUACACACCCCGAGACAAGCAGAACCUUCACGAGAACCUCCAGGGCCUCGGACUCGGGGUGCGGGCAGAGAGUUUGGAGCUGGCCAUCCGGAAAGAGAUCCACGACUUCGCCCAGCUGAGUGAGAACACGUACCACGUGUACCACAACACCGAGGGCCUGUGCGGGGAGCCCCGUGCCGUGGCCAUCCGGGGCGAGGACGACGUGCAUGUGACCAAGGAGGUGUUCAAGCGGCCCCUCUUCCUGCAGCCCACCUACAGGUACCACCGCCUGCCCCUGCCGGAGCAGGGGGCUCCCCUGGAAGCCCAGUUUGAUGCCUUUAUUAGUAUCCUCCGGGAGACCCCCAGCCUGCUGCCGCUCCGAGAUGCCCGUGGGCCUCCCCCUGCCCUCCUCUUCAGCGGCCAGGCGGGCAAGUGCAGGACCAACCUGGGCAUGGUCCUGGCCACCCUCAUCCUGCUUCACCGCAGCGGGACCACCUCACAGCCAGAGGCCGCCCCCUCACAGACCAAGCCGCUGCCCAUGCAGCAGUUCCAGGUGAUCGAGAGCUUUCUCCGCACGGUGCCCCAGGGAAGGAAGAUGGUGGAGGAGGUGGACAGAGCCGUCACCGCCUGUGCAGAGCUACACGACCUGAAAGAAGUGGUCUUGGAAAACCAGAGGAAGCUAGAAGGCAUCCGGCCGGGGAGCCCAGCCCAGGGAAGUGGCAGCCAGCACAGUGUCCGGCAGAGGGCGCUGCUGAGCCUGGAGCGAUACUUCUACCUGAUCCUGUUUAACUACUAUCUCCAUGAGCAGUACCCGCUGGCCUUUGCCCUCAGUUUCAGCCGCUGGCUGUGUGUCCACCCUGAGCUGUAUCGCCUGCCUGUGACGCUGAGCUCAGCAGGCCCCGUGGCGCCCGGGGACCUAAUCGCCAAGGGCUCCCUGGGGGCGGAUGAUCUCACCUCCCUGGACGUGCUCAGCACCGUCAGAGAGAUGGACGUGGCCAACUUCCGGCGGGUGCCCCGCAUGCCCAUCUACGGCAUGGCCCAGCCCAGCGCCAAGGCCCUGGGGAGCAUCCUGGCCCACCUGACCGACGCCAAGAGGAAGCUGCGGCGGGUCGUCUGGGUCAACCUGAGGGAGGAGGCCGUGUUGGAGUGUGACGGGCGCACCCACAGCCUGUGGCGGCCUGGGCCCCCUGUGGUCCCCGACCAGCUGGAGGCCCUGGAGACCCAGCUAAAGGCCCACCUGAGUGUGCCUCCCCCGUGCACGGAGGGCCCGCCGACCCACAGGUUCCAGACGUGCCUCACCACGCAGGAGGUCUUCAGCCAGCACCACGGGGCCUGCCCCGGCCUCACCUACCACCGCAUCCCCGUGCCAGACUUCUGCGCCCCCCGCGAGCAGGACUUUGACCGGCUGCUGGAGGCCCUGCGGGCCGCCCUCACCAAGGACCCGGGCACCGGCUUCGUGUUCAGCUGCCUCAGCGGCCAGGGCCGGACCACGACUGCCAUGGUGGUGGCUGUGCUGGCCUUCUGGCACAUGCGAGGCUUCCCUGAGGUGGGCGAGGAGGAGCUCGUGAGCGUGCCUGAUGCCAAGUUCACUAAAGGCGAGUUUCAGGUAGUGAUGACGGUGGUGCAGUUGCUGCCCGACGGGCACCGUGUGAAGAAGGAGGUGGACGCCGCGCUGGACACGGUCAGCGAAACCAUGACGCCCAUGCACUACCACCUGCGGGAAAUCAUCAUCUGCACCUACCGCCAGGCAAAGGCCGCCAAAGAGGAGCAGGAAACGCGGAGGCUGCAGCUGCGGAGCCUGCAGUACCUGGAGCGCUACGUCUACCUGAUUCUCUUCAACGCUUACCUCCACCUGGAGAAGGGCGACUCCUGGCAGAGGCCCUUCAGCACCUGGAUGCGGGAGGUGGCGUCGAAGGCCGGUGUCUAUGAGCUCCUCAACCAGCUUGGCUUCCCUGAGCUGGAAAGCGUGGAAGACCAGCCCUUCUCGAGGCUGCGCUGCAGGUGGCAAGAGCAGAGCCGCAACCCUGAGCCCUCCACCACUGGGGACUUGCUGUAGGGGCUUCCUCUCUGCCCCCUCCCACAGGGCCCUGCGCAGGCUGGGGGUGUCUGAGGUGCUCUUCACUGGGAGGCGCCCUGGGCCUUGCUGGCCUUGAGGAAACAGUUCCCCCACUUCCUGGAGAGACUGGGGUGGGGUUGGGAGCCUUUUUGGAAAGAGCUUUUUAUAGGACAUCGAGACAGCACAGUCAUGCCUUGCAAACCGCAGAGGCGUGUGGACGGCCUCCAGGGAGG